GUGCAAACGCUUUGCCGAAAUAUUGCAUAUAAAAAGGCGCACAAGCCCUUGCCAGCCGUCAGUACGACUGAAGCCGACGCAGCGAACGCAUUCGCAACGAAUACAACCAAACGUACGGAUACCAACGGACAAACGAACAGACAUAGACAUACAACAAAAGUUACUGUAGACAAUAAAGUGUAACCAAUAAAAGCGCUGCAGUAGUGUAACGUGCGCGUCAUACUUGCGAACUGUAAAUUUAAUUUUUAUAGCAUAAUUUUUGGCGCUGGUAAACGCUUAAGUGGUUUAGCGAUUUUUGGCUGAUUUUUAAUACUUAUUUGCAACACAUUUGUCUGCUUGCCGCCUUAGUGAACUCGAAAAAUUGUGCGCGCGCCUGAAACGCGACAACAAACGACUUAAAACUUCAGCUAUGGCAACUAGGCAUUUAUCAACGGCAGCGCCUGGGGCUAUGCUGCGCCUGUGGCUAGUGCUCUGCAUGACUUUGAAUGCGCUCCAACAACCACACCUGAUUCAGGCUGUGUCCAUUGAUGCUGACGGUCCUGCUGCUCCACCCUACGACCUGGACGCGUUAAUAAAUCAGCUUGUGUAUCCAAAUCCGGUAUAUCAAUUGCAUGCCUCCGCGCUACGCAGUCAAUUGCGCAACUUGCUACGCGAACGUCAGCUGGCCGCCGACUCUGCCGCUCCCAACGAGUAUGAGCAGGUUUACAACGCUGCAGCGCCAGACUAUGACUAUAUCGACGAGGACAAACGUUCCGUGGCCGCCUUGGCCGCACAGGGCAUGUUACAUCCCAAACGCAGUUUGGCAACACUCGCCAAGAACGGACAAUUGCCGUCGCUGCCCGAUCCCGAUGACGCCGAACCGACGACACAAAACGAAGACAAGCGUUAUGUUGGCGCACUGGCGCGCGGCGGCGGUUUCGCCACCUACGGCAAACGCAACAUCGGCACACUCGCACGUGACUUUCAGCUGCCACAAAAUGGCAAACGCAAUCUGGCAACAUUGGCGCGCUUGGGACUACUCACCAAAGGUGACGGCAGCAAGCGCAAUUUGGCCGCUGUGGCACGUUACAAUUCGCACGGACGCCAGGCCACGCUCGCACCGGCCGAGAAGCGUAACAUCGGCGCAUUGAAGGCAUCACCCGUGCAUGGCAUACAACACAAGCGCGAUGAGGAUGAGGUCUACUUGCCGGCCAGUUUCUUCGGCAGCGACAUGGACUAUGCUGAGUUUAUGCCCAACUAUUGGCUGUAUCCCAGCUAUGCCGAUUUGGACUGGGGUGACUUUGGACGCGCACAGAAACGCUUUUUAGAUACCUCCAGGAAUCCCGAACUUUUUGGCAUCGAAAACGCUGCACCACGCGCCGCUUCUGACUAUAUGCCGCUUAUUGGUGGCCUGGAUCCCGGUGAAGAGGCUGCGCUGUCGCAAGAGGACACGCUAGAUGUGGCUGCCGAACCGCCGAAGGAAGCACCUUAUGGGCCGCCACAACAAAAACGGCACAUUGGCGCCGUCUACCGCUCGGGCUUCUUACCCACCUAUCGUUCGUUGCGCAGCAUCACCGGCAGCUUAGGCGGCAGCAUCGGCGGCGGUGGCGGCCGUUUUAGUCGCUCUGGACGUGCCAGGCAAUUUGUAUGAGUCGAGUACUACCCCCCACACGAGCGACUGCAUCAACCCACCGCGGCCGCUUGUAAACGCUGUUUCCUACCCUACCGCCCAGUGGUGCACUGGGGCGGUGCUGCCGGUAUACGCGGCCGCCCAAACAAUAAAUACUACGCCUACACCAUCAACAACAACAAUAAUAAUAAUGUCGACAAUGUUGACGCCGACGCCAGCAGCAUGCUGCUGACCAACGCGCUGCCUACAACGAUCAAUCGACCACCGAUCGCUUACGCCUCCACCGCUAGCAACCACUACUUAAACAGCGUGAGCGCUAACAAUAAAAACAAUAGGCAGAAAAGUCGCUUUAACAACAACAACAGUAAAAGCGCUUAUCGGGCGCGCGCGCGCUCAAUAGCCGGCGCGUCGGCUGUCGGCAGGUCACAGCACUGGGGCACGCCGCCGCGUAUAACAGCAUUGCACCGUCGCAGUUUUCGUCGACCCGUUACGGACUCCAUGGAAAAUGACGCUAACUGAAUGUGAAUGAAAAAAAUAUCGGAAAAAAUCAAAAAAAAAAAAAGAAAUUAUAUACACAUAUGACAAUAAUUAUGUUGAAGAAGGCGUGUAAAAAAUUAAAAAAAAAAUAUUAGCGCAUGUAGUAGUCAGUUUUGAAGCAGAAAAUUACAAAAAAAAUAAUAAUAAAACUUAUAUUGAAAAAAAAGAUACACAAAUGUAUACAGCUAAACUAACUAGUGAACUAUAUAUACAUAUGAAUGCGUAAAUUGCAUAUUUUAUUGUAGUUGUUAGGUUGAAAUGACAAUAAUUGUGUAUUUGAAAAAUGUUUGAAGUCAAAAAAAAAAUAUUUCAAAAAAAAUUGAGAGUUUUUUGGAGUUUUAAAGUGAGAAGACAAUAAAUAAGAGAGAAUAACUGACACACACACAUACAUAAAAAAUGUAUACAGAUACAAACGCACUAACAAACGGUAAACAGCUUGUACUAAAAAAAAAAUUAAAUUUAUAAAUAUAUAUAUCUGUAAAAAAGUAUAUGAAAUUAUAUGUAUAACAACGCUAUAGCAAAGAAGUUGAAUGAAUUGCAGGCAAAAACAAACAUAUAAUAUAUAUACAACAUUUUUUUAUUACAAUAUUAUUUCUCGCGAGUGUUCGUGGCAGUAACAUUGAGAAAAGCUCAAAAUGUAGUAUACCUUCAGGCGCGUCUUCUGUCUAUGCGCAACAAGCAAAGUGUAUUUCAUUUUGAUAACGGUUAAAGUUUAGGCAGGUGUUUUGAAAUAUAUACACCGUUAAGUGUUGGCCUUAAAGAGCAUAUAUUUUACUUAUCUGUACAGUUGUAGAUGUCAAUGACUGGAAUAUAUGCUUUGUUAUAGCGUACAGCCGAUUUCAUUUGUUUUGUCGCAUGCGACAUAACAACAUUUUGACCCAGGCAAAAUAUGGUCAAAAUGGAAAUCGCUGCAUGCUAUGCAACGGUAGCGAAUAAAAGUAGAGGGGCGAAGGAUAAGGAUGGUGAAAAAAUAAGAAUUUAUGUAUCGAAAAAUAUUUAUUUUUUUUUUUUUAGUUGAAAUAACGGUAUAAUUUUGGUGCAAUUUAAUUUUUUUUUUAAUUAAUUUAAUUUUAAAAAACAAAUAAAUUUUUUUUAAAUUAAUUUAAGAAAUCAAUUAAUUAUUUACUUUACCUAACCUUCAAACAACCUCAUUGCUAUAGAGUUGUCAUAUAAAUUAAAAGAUAAUUAUGAAUUAUAUAUCAAUGAAAGAUUUCAAAAAACAAAGCAUGGCAUAUCAAAAAGGCAGUCUAUAAACCAUUUAUCUAUUCUAUA
Bactrocera oleae (olive fruit fly) is the source of this 3418-nucleotide messenger RNA. It is a transcript of the gene Nplp1, whose product is annotated as Neuropeptide-like precursor 1. NCBI's taxonomy places the organism in Eukaryota, Metazoa, Arthropoda, Insecta, Diptera, Tephritidae. The record is from RefSeq and is a predicted model, not a curated record.